AUGUUUAUGCAGGGAUACCUUUUCUUAUAUUCAUUGGCCAUAACGCCAACUCUGGCCUGGACCCAGCCUCGAUUCGGUUCUGUCCCAGGAAACAAUUUCGGUCUGCCACAAAAUGCCUCCUAUGACUACGUCGUCGUUGGCGGAGGAACCGCCGGCCUAACCAUUGCCUACCGAUUAGCCGAAGACGGCAAGAACAGCGUCGCUGUCAUCGAAGCAGGUGGUUUCUACGAGCAGGAUAAUGGCAACACUUCGGUCGUCCCGGCUUAUUGUCCUCGGUACGGUGCUACGACGAUUGAGUCCGCUGCGCAGUAUUCGCUCGUUGAUUGGGGAUUCGUUACGGAAGCGCAACGGGGUCUUGGAGGACGGAGGUUGCAUUAUGGGCGUGGGAAGACUUUGGGUGGGAGUUCUGCCACGAAUGCUAUGAUUUACAAUCGCGGGACGUAUGGCUCGCAACAGCGCUGGGCUAAACUGGUCGGGGAUGAUGCGUGGACGUUCGAUAAUCUGCUUCCGUAUUUCUCUCGCGGCAUCACUUACAGCCCUGGAGAUCCUCAGCUGCGCGCUGCAAAUGCGAGUGUGCCUCCGCCAGCGAAUCCUCUGGCGUUCAAUGGAUCUGGGCCGCUUCAUGUGUCGAAUCCGAACUUUGCUCAGAUCUUUGCGAGCUAUGUGGAUGGUGCCAUGGCGGAGGCGGGCAUACCGACGCAGCAGGACUUCUCUAGUGGUCAUCUGCUGGGAAGGCAGUAUGCGCCUCUGACCAUUUCGUACCCCGAGGAAGAGCGGAGUUCUUCGCAGGCUUCGUAUCUCCGUGCUGCGUUGCAGAGCGGCUGGGAGAAUCUGGUCAUUUAUCCAAAUACGCUCGCGAGAAGGAUUGUCUUCAACGAGAGCAGAGCUGCCACGGGCGUGGAAGUCGAAGCUUCCUCGUACCAGAAUACCAACACGUACGUCCUGAAUGCCACCAAGGAGGUGAUUCUCUCCGCCGGCGCUUUCCAGUCGCCUCAGCUGCUCAUGGUGAGUGGCAUCGGGCCUAGGGAACAGCUCGAGAAACAUGAUAUCCCGGUGUUGGCAAAUCGGCCUGGAGUGGGAGCCGGCAUGCAAGAUCAUCUGGACUUCUCGCCGAUCUACGAGAUCAAUGUCGAGAAUGGCGUUGGUGCGAUUGCUGAUCCUUCAGCAAAUGUUCCUUUGAUCGAGGAGUAUAGAGUCAAUCGGACUGGACCUUUGACUAACGCGGGCGUGGACUACAUAGGCUGGGAGAAGCUUCCCCAGCCAUACCGUAGCAAUCUCAGCGCUUCUGCCGCCGCGGAUCUUGCCAAGUUUCCGGCGGAUUGGCCAGAGGUAAGUUAUCUCCAGUAUUGUCCUAGUUUCCAUGCAGCGCAGCGAACUGACCAGGGUAUUUUGCAACAGAUCGAAUACGAAGUCACCGCAGCCUCACUCUCCGGCACCGAUCCCAGCAAACGUUUUGGAACAAUCCUAGCGAUCCCCGUAACGCCCCUCUCCCGCGGCUACGUCAAAAUCACCUCCAACAGCACCCGGGACCUCCCCCUCGUGAACCCCAACCAGCUCUCACACCCCACGGACCGCGAGCUCGCCGUGCAAGCCUUCAAGCGCGCGCGCAGCUUCUUCCACACAGACGCCAUGAAGCCCAUCCUCAUCGGCGACGAGUACAUGCCGGGCGCCAACGUCACGAGCGACGACGCCAUCCUCGCGUACAUCAUGAAGACGGCGUAUCAGAACUGGCAUGCCUCGUGUACGUGCCGGAUGGGGAAGGCGGAGGAUCCGAUGGCGGUUGUUGAUUCGCACGCGAGGGUUUUGGGCGUGAGGGGGUUGAGGGUUGUGGAUGCUGCGGCGUUUGCGGUCUUGCCGCCGGGGCAUCCUCAGAGUACUGUUUCGCCAAUGUGGAUCGCGGAGCAAUGUUCCAAGCAGAUGAUGGGACAGGAGCGGUUGUUCGUAGAAGAAGAUCUUGGACGUAGGAGAAUAGAGGUUCCAACACCGUAG
Molecule: messenger RNA, 1989 nt
Organism: Zasmidium cellare ATCC 36951
Lineage: Eukaryota; Fungi; Ascomycota; Dothideomycetes; Mycosphaerellales; Mycosphaerellaceae
Product: GMC oxidoreductase
Exons: 4
Coding region: 1-1989 (662 amino acids)
Biological process (GO): secondary metabolite biosynthetic process
Molecular function (GO): flavin adenine dinucleotide binding; oxidoreductase activity, acting on CH-OH group of donors
Source: RefSeq, a predicted model, not a curated record